Fomitopsis serialis is the source of this 3417-nucleotide messenger RNA. RefSeq lists its product as uncharacterized. The transcript is spliced from 14 exons. The coding region runs from base 1 to 3417 and encodes 1138 amino acids. The record is from RefSeq and is a predicted model, not a curated record. Gene Ontology annotation, biological process: protein deubiquitination. NCBI's taxonomy places the organism in Eukaryota, Fungi, Basidiomycota, Agaricomycetes, Polyporales, Fomitopsidaceae. Gene Ontology annotation, molecular function: cysteine-type deubiquitinase activity.
AUGCCCGGUGUGACGGUCCUGCCGCCUGCCUCAGCUCUAGGAGGUCUCGCCUCACCCAGGAUGCAAAAUGGAUACGGUACUCCUCACAACGGCACCGUCGCGGAGAUCAAGGAGGUAGCAAAAGAACAGGCCCUAAAGGUCAAGGGCGCAUCUCCCUUGUCGCUCCUGCGCAGUGCACGCGCGCAGAUCACCCAUGCGCGCGAGUCUGAGCUGUCCGGCGACCUCAAGAACGCCCUCAGCGCGCUGACCAAGGCCGUCUCGCUCACGGCUAUGAUCAUGGAAACUGCAGAUUUCAAGGCGGAGAUGCAGCCUGGGAAGCGAGGUGUGCUUUCCAAAGAGUUAGUAGAGUUCCAGCAGCGCGAAGGCGCGGAUGUGCAGGUUAGGAUGAAAAGCUUAGAGGCGAGGAUCACGGAGCAGGAGCAGUCUCAGGCGUCGGCGAGCAACGAGGACGAGGCGGAGAGCCCCGCCGUAGGAACCAGCAUAGCGGACCGGAUCCGCUUACUACAGAAUGGCGGCCUCGCAGUAUCAACGAACAAACGACUUUCGCGCGAGGUAGCUUCGCCGACGCUGCCGUCGACACUGCCCGACGUGCCAAUGCUCAAGCCGCAGCGCAUGUCCUUGCAGAACCUACCGUCACCACCUAGCUUCACCACUCUUGCCUCUCCGACCUUCGCAAGCGCAGCGGCACCGUCGCCCCAUGCUCUUGUUCCGACAUCGAGCUUCGGUCCGCCCUCGCCAUCCUCGUCUACGUCGUCCUCACCCCGCGUGUCGCACCUGAGUCUGUCGGAGUUCGCGACGUCGUUCCCUUCCAUCGACGAGCUAGAAGAGCAUGAUGGGCUGAACUUACACUCUAUACCGACCGGUUCCAGUGGGGGGCGGGCGGACAGGUCGCCAUUCUACGCCCAUACCUCCUACGAUCGACACCUUCAACAGCCGUCCAGCAUCCCCCGCGCGCUCUCCACUCUCUCCGACAGUGCCCCGCAAGCCGUCCGGACUCUCACUCCGUUCGUCCGCGUCAAGAUCGCCUGUACUUCCUCCAUCGACUCCUUAUCGGAGAAUCAAGUGGAUUCGCUCGUUACGACCUCAUUGUUCCCGAAGACGCUGAUGGAGCACAACAAACGACCGAACUACAAGGUGCUGCUGCUGGACGUACGCACGAGGUCGGAGUUUGAGAGGGAGCACAUUAAGACAGACACGGUGGUGUGCAUCGAGCCGAGCGUGCUCCUGCGUCCCGAAGUGACAGCCCAGAGCAUCGAGGAUGCCCUCGUGGUCGCCCCACGCGGUGAACAGGUGCUCUUCGCGAACCGCGACAAGUUCGACCUCGUCGGGAUCUAUGACGACGCCUCGGAGACGUUCGGCGACACGAACUCGCCGCUGUCCGUCCUCACGCGCGCCAUCUACGAGAUCGCGUUCCGCAAGUUCCUCAAGCACCCGCCUGUGCUACUCGUCGGCGGCCUGCAAGCGUGGAAGCGUGAAUAUGGCGAGGCGGAGCUCCAGGGCGGGGGCAGCUCAGCAGUGGGCUCGGGGAGCGUGUCGGGUUUGGCUAACGGCGUGUCGUCGAUGAGUUUGAACGGGCUGUCGUCACCGCCGCUGGCGUCGCCUUAUGUCGAGCCGAGGUCUGCGGGCCAUGUGCGUGCGCCUGCGGAGACGUCGUCUAUCCACUCUGCGGUUCCCGUCUCGAGCGGCGAGCAAGCUCUCGCAGGGCGCCAUAGAGCAGGUACAGAGUCGGCCGUCGAUCUGCAAUCACGCAGGUUGCCUGCGGUGCCUAAUGGGCACUACACUGGCGACCAGCCCGUGUCGAUGAGAUACUCCACUCUCCCCUUCCAUCGACCCCGCACGGCGGCUCGUGCGCAAGCCCGCCAUGACGCGCUCCACUCAAAUUCCAUAUCAUAUCCAUACAACCCUUCUCCUGCAAUACCCGAAAACUCUGUUACCCAGCACGUCUCCCCACAGCCCGUCGUCAAUGGGACGAGCCCAAUACAAUACCCCUCCGUCGUGCGCCAUAUAUCCCCCCAAGUAUCUGGAUCGUCCUUUUCUUCGUCUGCAGGCGCCGUGCCGUUGCCUCCACAGGCCUCCAUCAACCCCUCGCCUCUGUCGCGGCGCCGGAGCGACUAUGUCGACCAGUCGCAGGAGGCGCUGUCCGGGUUCGCCUCGCGCACGUCGAUAGACUACCCUGAUCUGUCGUCACAGCAUAUCCUGAGGCCACCGCCCGCUGUUGCGUCGAGUAGCAUGGAGCGCCAGGACAACAGGCCGCGGCUCAUGCAGCGCGCGUCGUACAACAACCUUGCGAACGAUUACCCGGUCACGUACUGGGCGGAUAUCCAGAUCGGAACGUCUGGGCUGAAGAAUCUAGGGAACACGUGUUAUAUGAACUCGACGAUACAGUGUUUGAGUGCGACGGUGCCCUUUGCGCGGUUCUUCACAGACGGUCGGUGGAAGAGCGCUGUCAACAUGAUGAACCCGAUGGGCACGAAGGGCAGUCUGGCGCAGGCGUUUGCGAAUAUCCUGCGCGAUAUGUGGCAAGGCGAAUCCCAGUGUUUGAUGCCGGUGACAUUCAGGCGGUCUAUAUGUACCUAUGCUCCACAAUUUGGCGGCACCGAGCAACACGAUUCGCAGGAGUUCUUGAACUUCCUGCUGGACGGGCUGCACGAAGAUCUGAACCGCGUACUGCAAAAACCACAACUAGACACCACGCCGGAGAGGGAAGCGGAGCUGGAGAGGCUGCCGGUGCAAAUUGCGAGCGAGCAGGAGUGGCAGAUUUGGCGAAUGCGCAAUGACAGCCUCGUCGUCGACUUCUUCCAGGGCCAGUUCCGGAACCGCCUUGAGUGCUUGACGUGCCAUAAGACGUCGACGACGUAUAACACGUUCAUGUAUUUGACGCUUCCGAUCCCAACUGGUCGAGCCCUGUCACGCGUGUCACUGAGUUCGUGCUUGGACGCCUUCGUCAAGGAAGAAGUGAUGGAGAAGUCGGAUGCAUGGCACUGUCCCCAUUGCGAUGCGAUGCGAAAAGCGACGAAGACUCUGUCCUUGUCGCGACUCCCGCCGGUUCUCCUCAUCCACCUGAAGCGAUUCUCGUCGAAGGGCCACUUCACUGACAAGAUCGAGACAUUCGUCGACUACCCGCUGAAGAACCUUGAUCUUACAAACUACAUGCCACCGCCAUUGCCACCGGGUGUUCACAACGGUGGUCAACAGCUGUCGCGCGACGAUCCACGAGCGCAGAUCCCGCCAUAUAAGUAUGAUCUGUACGGUGUCACGAAUCACUUCGGGACGCUCAGCAGUGGUCACUACACUGCGUUCAUAUCAUCGCGCGGCGGAUGGCUGUACUGCGAUGACAGUCGCAUUUCCCAGGCUGACCCCAAGGACGUAGUGGGCAAGCCGGCGUACAUGUUGUUUUACAAGAGGACCAAGCCCUAA